AUGUUCUUUGGCAAUACGAUCCUCAUUGUCGGAGCCAUCAUCACUGGGCUUUCCACGAACAGGAGCAUGUUUAUUGGUGGCCGAUUUCUUACUGGGAUGGGUUCGGCUUGUGCCAAUUCCGCGGCAAAGUCCUAUCUAGGCGAAAUCACUCCUCCCCAGACUAGAGGUCUCUUUCUAGGUUUCUUGAAUUCUUUCUACUAUGUCGGGCAAAUGACCGCCACGGGAAUGAUGGUUGCGACCGGCAAAUAUCGGAGUGAAUGGGCUUGGAGGCUUCCACUCUUUAUAGUUCCGGCUGCCUUGAACGUGAUUUUUGUUUUCCUCGUACCAGAAUCACCUCGGUGGCUGUACAGCCAAGACAAAAAGGAGCGGGCGAUCAAGAUUCUGGCAAGACUCCACUCGCGCACAGGAGAUGUAAAAUCACCCUUGGUACAGCUAGAAGUGGAAGAACUGGAAGAGAAGAUCCAACUCGACGGAAGCGACAAGCGAUGGUGGGAUUUCCGUCCUCUUUUCCGCUCCUCUGCGGAUCGGUACAGGUCAGGAAUGGUGAUCCUUAUGGGCACAUUUGGGCAAUUAUCUGGGAAUGGCUUAAUCACGUACUUCCUUCCGGUGUUACUCAAGAAUGCAGGUAUUACGAGCCAAAACAAACAACUUACACUCAACUUUGUGAAUUCCGUCACAUCUUAUGUCGGGGCGUUGACGGGUUCCGCCUGUAUUGAUAGAUUCGGUCGGAGAGCAUUGCUUUUGUCGGCCACGUCCUUGCUCGUUGUGAUCCUCGCCAUAGUCAGCGCACUGUUGAGUCAAAGUGGCAAUGUGGAGAGAUCCAAUGCCGGGAUAUCCUUUAUUUAUUUGUUCAUGGUAGUAUUCUCCUUUGGUUGGACGCCCAUGCAAGGAGUAUACUCAGCCGAAGUGUUGAGCUACGAGGCGAGAGCCAAAGGGCUUGCAUUCCUGAAUCUCGUGACACAAGCGGCGUCGUGCAUAAACACCUUCGCCCUGCCCGUAGCUUUGGAGCGAAUAGGCUGGAAAGUCUAUUUGGUCUUCCUUUUCUGGGACUUGUUCGAAGUCGCCAUAGUCUACUUCUUCGUGGUCGAAACGAAAGGCUUGACCCUUGAAGAGAUUGAUGAAGUCUUCGCACAGCCCAACCCACGGAGGUAUAGCGUGGAACAUGGUUUUAAGUUCAACGCAACCUCCCGCGAGUCGCAGGCCUGA
This is a messenger RNA of Gloeophyllum trabeum ATCC 11539, 1206 nucleotides long. Its product is annotated as MFS general substrate transporter. Gene Ontology annotation, biological process: carbohydrate transport; transmembrane transport. The coding region runs from base 1 to 1206 and encodes 401 amino acids. The record is from RefSeq and is a predicted model, not a curated record. Gene Ontology annotation, molecular function: carbohydrate:proton symporter activity. Gene Ontology annotation, cellular component: membrane. Lineage: Eukaryota; Fungi; Basidiomycota; Agaricomycetes; Gloeophyllales; Gloeophyllaceae. The transcript is spliced from 12 exons.